Acanthaster planci (crown-of-thorns starfish) is the source of this 2224-nucleotide messenger RNA. Its product is annotated as SPARC-like. NCBI's taxonomy places the organism in Eukaryota, Metazoa, Echinodermata, Asteroidea, Valvatida, Acanthasteridae. Gene Ontology annotation, molecular function: calcium ion binding; protein binding; extracellular matrix binding. The record is from RefSeq and is a predicted model, not a curated record. Gene Ontology annotation, biological process: anatomical structure development.
GUAGAGUGUACUGACCCAACUGAACUUCAUUUAUCGAAAGGCAGUGGAGUUAGAGACUUCGUUGAUUUCUGUGUUUUCCAGCCAUAUAUUUCCAGGAUAUUGAAGGUAUUCUGACCGACGUGAACUUGGGCAGAAUAACUUCAGCCACGGUGUGAAUCAUGGGAUCUGCUUGGUUUAUCGCUUUGAUUGCAUCUUUAUGUAUUUUCAAGGUAGCUGUCCACGCCCAAGAUAAUGCAGAUAAUAGAGUUACUUGUCCACCUCUGCCGGCACCUGUGAAUGGUUUAGUGUACACCUGCACCCUGAAUGGGCAAAAUGUGACCACCACGGGUCAGCAGCCUGUGGGCAGCAUCUGCGAGUUGGAAUGCGACGAAGGCUUUGCCCUGCUAGGCUCAACCAGUCGCAACUGCUUGGAGGAUGGAACUUGGGACGGCAGAGAAGGUGUCUGCGAUGUUGAUCCCUGCCUCCACCACACAUGUGAGAAGCCCAGGUAUGCCAUAUGCAUCAGCGAGGAGGUUGACGGCAAGUUGAAGCCCAUCUGCGACUGCCCAGAGUCCUGCCCCGACGGCCCAGUCAGGCCGGUCUGCAGCGUCUACGGCAAGCAGUAUGACAGUCUGUGCCAGCUGCGACUGUAUGCGUGCAAGAGACGACGCUCCUAUCCCCUGGCCUACAAGAAACCCUGCAUCGCCUCACAGGAGCCAUGUGGAAAGGAGGAGUUGAAGGAGUUCCCCCACCGGCUUUUGGAAUGGUUCCUCCACCUGCGAGAGAUUGACGAGCUCCAGCAGCUAGACCCUAACAGCAAUAUCCGCAAGCUGGACAACACAGGCAGAGAGAAAGUGGCCAAGUGGAAAUUUGAUGAACUGGACCGCAAGCACGAUGGACUGCUCGACCGACGGGACUUGCGCGAGUUCCGCUAUGCCCUGAUGCCCCUGGAACACUGCGCCGAUGAUUUCUUCCAGGAGUGCUAUGCCGGGGCGCGCACCAUUGACCUGGAACGCUGGAACGAAUGCCUAAAGGUGCACGACAUUGAGGAAGCACCGCGAAGAAUGGCCGAGUUCUUCCUGAAUGUUGUCCCCAAGCAGAGUCCAGCUGAAGAUGGUGCCGAAGAGGAUGAAGAAGCAUAGAGGGUGUGCAUCGCUCUGUGCUGCCGCUAUCGAUGAUCCUGUGCCUGAGUCUUUAUAUUCCAGACUGAGAAUUUUUCCAUUAAACCACAGUCUUGUAUUUUUUUUAACUAGGAGUAAAUUUGAGCAAAGGGGAUGAUAAUUACUUGAUUGAAAAUUGAAUUUAUGUAAAUCUUAAUAAUCCUAAACCAAAAUGGCCCAUACUUCUCAAUGAAUGUCUUGGUGUCCAACCACUCAAGGUUUCUUCCUGUCAUCUUUGGGACAAUUAUCUCAGUGGAAACACUUCUACUCAAGUUCAUUGAUUAAAUUGUUCCCCAUUUGCAUUUUGUUAAUGUAAACUUUCAAUAUUUUUCACCGUGGAGUUCAUCACACGAAGCAUUUGGGCCAGAAGUUUUUUAUGUUUAAGUUUGUAGUUUUUGGUAACAUUUUAAAAUCUAGAUCCCUUAAUAGUGUCUUUUAAUCCUCUUCCUUGAUUAGAUUACGUUUUCAUGUAAAUAUCAAUAUUUUAUCAGUGUAAGAACGUUUAGUGUGACCCGACUGCCAAAUAGGAAAAUUUCAAUAAAGAUGAUCUGAUUAGGAGCAAGGGCAGCUGGGGAACCUUAUUUUCAUGGGGGGGCUUUUUUAAGGGGCCUACAAGUUUGAGUUUCUUUCAUAUUGCCUUUUAGGGCCUUUCAGGGGUAGGGCUACAUUUUGGGGACUUUGCAUAUGCUUUUGGAAGGAAGGGAUAUUAAUUCAACCCCCCAUGACUUUUAUUAAAAAGGCCUCUUUCUUUGGGGGCCAUGGCCCCCACUGGCCCCUCAGGAUCUGCCCUUGAUAAGAGGCCCUGAUCUAUUUUAAUUUAGAAGUCUACCAAAGUAACUACCCAAACAAGUGCUGCUUGUUUACAUUUUAUACUGCAUUUUAUUUGUGGUUUACUAAUUUCAUUUACUUGUAAAAUAGUUUGUGUAUUCUAUUUAGGCAAUAAACAUUCAAUGGUGCUAAUGGUUAGAGAGCAGCUUAGCGAGACGGCAAAUGUUCUUUGGCUCCGUGAGCAUUUAAAGAUUAUACGGUUUUUGAUUUAGAUAGCUAGAGGCAGUGUGAAUUGAAAUAAAAGUCCUUCAUUUUAA